Messenger RNA from Oncorhynchus keta (chum salmon), 2588 nucleotides. RefSeq names its product autoimmune regulator (gene aire). Gene Ontology annotation, biological process: regulation of transcription by RNA polymerase II; humoral immune response. The record is from RefSeq and is a predicted model, not a curated record. Gene Ontology annotation, cellular component: cytoplasm; nucleus. NCBI's taxonomy places the organism in Eukaryota, Metazoa, Chordata, Actinopteri, Salmoniformes, Salmonidae. The coding region runs from base 104 to 1552 and encodes 482 amino acids. The transcript has 13 exons. Gene Ontology annotation, molecular function: translation regulator activity; DNA-binding transcription factor activity, RNA polymerase II-specific; DNA binding.
CGGUGCGACUUAACAGCAACACACCACACAUAAAAGCCAGAACAACAUUAGACCACUUGAAUAUACUGUAUGAAUGAACACCACACAUACUAAACUGUGAGCCAUGUCCAGAGUCGAGGCUUUUGAGGAUCCUGACCCCCGUUCCCAGCUCAAGGAAUUCCGCACGGACAUCUCCAUGGUGAUUGAUGAUCCCUUCCCACUGCUCUAUGGGUUGGUGGACCGCAGCAUCAUCAGCGACCAAAUUCUGAAGGAUACCCUGGAGAGGGAGGGCAGAGAGGGGAUCCACAAGGCCAUGUACUCCCUGCUUUCCUGGCUCCUGGAGCAGAGUAGGACCACCAUCCAGGCCUUCUGGACCAACCUGGCCAAGGACUACAACCAGCACAGCUACCCAAGACUGCAGGCCCUCCUGACCAGCAUUCAACCAGGUAGUGAGAUGGUGGGCUCCAAGCAGGGGAAGAGAUCCCCACGAGGGUCUCGAGAGUCCCACAGCAGGAAGAGGGGCCUGGGGGAGAGACACCCUCAUCACCCUCACCACUCUCAGCACCACGGCAAAAGUGGCAAAGUGAAGUCGGUGAAGAAAAGUGAAGGGGCUGCAUUGGUCUCUCAGAUACCUGCUGGAAAGGGUGUCCAGGCGGUGUCCACCUCGGUCCAGAGGGCAGUCACUCUGUCGUCCAGUGAGCUGCCGGUCAGCUGCGGGGCCAGAGAGGAGAUCCUCAUCAAACAGGUGUUUGGAUCUGGAAGUGCCAAAAAGUGCAUUAAAGUGGGUGGUGAGUAUUACACCUCUGGCCCAUUCGGUGAGCUGACUGGAGGACACAAGACAAAGUCUGCAAAUACUAAAUACCACCACAAGGAGGAGUCCAGCACCAGGGUUAGAGACGCCCAGCGUAAUGAUGAUGAGUGUACAGUGUGUAAAGAUGGAGGUGAGCUCAUCUGUUGUGAUGGCUGUCCCAGGGCCUACCACCUGACCUGCCUAGACCCUCCCCUCACCACAAUACCAAGUGGCACUUGGCGCUGUCAAUCAUGCCAUAGCAAUAAGGUGAGAAGAGAGAGAAUCUACCCAGUACUACCUAGCCAGUUGACAGAGACCAGCUCCAGUAACUCCACCAUCGACUUCUCCUUCUUCUCUUCCUUAUCCUCCACCUCUCUCUCCGGUGUCACCACAACCAAGAGCGGUCAGGUCUGUGCAUAUCAGUGUGCAGGUGGCGAGGUGGUGGAGGUCAGGGAGACGUGUGGGGUUUGCCUCCUCAGUGGAGGAGACCUGACCCUCUGUCUCCAGUGCCUACAGAAGUACCACACCUACUGCCACUUCCCAAAUGGGAGGUCCAUCUGCUCCUCCUGCAGUAGGCCCUGGGGCAGCUCAACAGACAGAGAAGCGGAAUUACAGGUUGGUCUGACUCCACACACUCAGGAGCACUCCUCUCUCUCAGAGCCCAUCCUACACAAGGAUGAACUAGACUCCAUCAUGGGAGAGAGCUCCAUAGAUGGGAUCCUGCAGUGGGCUUUCCAUAACAUCUCCAGGCCUCUCUCGGACACUCAGGGCUACUUCCAAUGACAUUACACACGCACACAUAACAAGCUCAAAACACAUGUUAUGAUCUCACACAAACACGAUCUCUCUCUAUCUCUCUAUCUCUCCAUCUCUCUCCUCCUUAAAAGAAGGAUCCACAGUUCAACAUAACAGAUGAUUUCAUUUCUAUUGCUCCAGACACUGAGAAUGCCUCAGUUCGAGAAUUUCUUGAAGACCGUCACUUAGCUCAGGAAUGUUGUUUUUGUACAUUUUCAGGAGUUUAGCAUAACUCCACGAGGGAUGCAGUGCAAUGGGCGUUUAUUCUCGACGGGACAUUAAAGAAACAUAGUCUCCUAGCGGGGGCUCACUUCUCAUAGGCUCGAUGUCAUGUAGUAAAUCCGGGAGGCUCAAAUGAAUACGAUAUGUUACGUUUGGUAUGGUAUGGUUACUUAAUUAAGGCUAAAACGAAAGGAGAGUGGUCGGUCGGGGUGGAUGGAUGGACACAUAAGCAAACGUCUUGCAAACCAAAGGUUGCGUGUUAGAAUCUCACCACAGACAACUGUAACAUUUGAAGCAACUGCAACUACUUACUACUCUAAACCUAACCUUAACCCCUCACCCCUAGCUUAGCUAACGCUAGCCACCUAGCUAACUUCAGCCACAAGAAAUUGGAAUUCAUGACAUAUCAUACAUUUUGUAAAUCCUGUAACAUAUCAUACGAAAUGGAUGACGGACAUCCACAAAUGAACACAUACCAUAAGGUUUAAUGGGGUGUUUCCAUUCCACUGAGUGGUUGCGGAUAAAAGGCUGUGGGUGAUGACGUAGUGCACAUAAAAAGAUCUUUCAAUUCCCAUGUAUCGCAUUUUCCCCUCUACUGUUGGUUUUGGUCUGUAAAAAUGUUGUGGCCACUCUAGUCAUGGCACGUGUGCUCCAGCCAAUAAAGGUUGGAUUAAAACCUGGUUAGUGAGUCACUCAAUCUAUGAAAGGCCCAACAUCAUGUAGAAUCUGUCAUGCUUCAUUGAAACCAAACAUUUGUGAUAACUCUCAAUAAACCGUAUCACCAGCACUGUUUAAAAAAUAA